Messenger RNA from Phragmites australis (common reed), 1621 nucleotides. Its product is annotated as calmodulin-binding receptor-like cytoplasmic kinase 2. The record is from RefSeq and is a predicted model, not a curated record. Bases 74 to 1432 code for a protein of 452 amino acids. Gene Ontology annotation, biological process: protein phosphorylation. Lineage: Eukaryota; Viridiplantae; Streptophyta; Magnoliopsida; Poales; Poaceae. Gene Ontology annotation, molecular function: protein kinase activity; ATP binding. The transcript has 4 exons.
CUUGAACAAUUAUAUAACGUAGCAGCAGCGCAUCGCGACACGCGAGUGCCGAUUCCGGCCGGCGAAGUGGAGCAUGGCCGGACGCGACCGCCGCGGGAGCCUGGCCUCGUCGUCGUCGUCGUCUGGGAGGCGCACGCCGGAGCACGAGCGGUGGGCGUGGAGCCCCGCGUGGUCGCGCCCGCUCUCCGAGGGCGGAGGACGUAGCAGCAGGGCAGCCUCGGUGAGGUCCCUGUUCAGGUCCAUCGGGAUCUGGUUCAGCUCGCUCUCCACGUCGUCCACUACAUCGGCCUCGGCCUCCAGCUCCAGGAAGAAGAAGAGCAAGGAGGAGGCCGCGCCGGCGCAGGCGGAUGACGCGAUCAAGAAGCCACCUUUGGCGGGACACACCGGGAGGCCGCCCAUCCGGGGGCUGUACAGCAGCAGCGGGCACCGGAACGGUAGAGCGUGGCGGCAGUCGUUCCAAAGCUCGGUGUUCACAAUGGAGGAGAUCCUGACCGCCACCAAAAACUUCUCCCCGGCGCUAAAGAUCGGCCAGGGCGGCUUCGGCGCCGUCUACAAGGGCGUCCUCCCCGACGGCACGGUCGUUGCCGUCAAGCGCGCCAAGAUGCGGAUGCAGAACCCUCACGUGGACGUGGAGUUCCGGAGCGAGGUGAAGAUCAUGGCGCGCAUCGAGCACCAGAGCCUGGUGCGCUUCUACGGCUACAUGGUGUGCGGCGAGGAGCGGAUCGUCGUCAUCGAGUACGUCCCCAACGGCACCCUCCGAGAGCACCUCGACAGGUGUAAUGGGCGGUUCUUGGACUUUGGGACGCGGCUGGACAUCGCCAUCGACGUCGCGCACGCGGUCACGUACCUGCACAUGUACUCCGACCACCCCAUCAUCCACCGCGACAUCAAGUCCUCCAACAUCCUCCUCACCGACUCUCUGCGCGCCAAGGUGGCCGACUUCGGCUUCGCGCGGCUCGGCGCCGGCGAGGCCACGCACGUCACCACGCAGGUGAAGGGCACGGCGGGGUACCUGGACCCGGAGUACCUCAAGACGUGCCAGCUCACGGACCGCAGCGACGUCUACUCCUUCGGCGUGCUCCUCGUGGAGCUCGCCUCCGCGCGCCGCCCCAUCGAGGCCAAGCGCGAGAUGAAGGAGCGCCUCACCGCGCGCUGGGCCAUGAGCAGGUUCAUCGACGGCAGCGCUGCAGACGUGCUGGACCCGCACCUCGCGCGCACGAUCGCGGCCGAGCGGGCGCUGGAGAUGCUGCUGGAGCUCGUGUUCCGGUGCAUGGGACCCAUCAGGCAGGACAGACCCGCCAUGAGCGAGUGCUGCAGAGCGCUCUGGGCCAUCAGGAAGAAAUACAGGGAAAUGCUCGCGGCCGAAGUCACGUCCCAGUUCUCCGACCGAGCCACCGGCGCCGACAGGAGCGGCGACCUCUGGAGGAUCUGAUCCAACUAGACACCUGUCUCCCAUACUUGCACUGAUCAUUCAAAGGCCAUGCGUCCAGCUAAUUGUUAACUUAUUUGGUUUGGCAUUGACUUUGCUGUAGAUAUAAAUGAAACUUCAUUUUAUUUCACUUUUGAUCAUCGGGUGCUAGCGCGUGGGACUCUGUCUAUGUGAUUGUUGUUGUUUCCUUUA